UUAAUACAUGCAUCUUUAUCAUCCAAUUUUGCCAGAAGCCUUGAAUUGUGAUAGUUUAAAUUAAUGAUCGGUACAUGCAAGUUUCAAAAUGUCAAACAUUACCUCCACUGCCUGCCAAGUUAAACAGGUGGCAGAGCAGCAUCUUUCUGUUGGUCUCACAAAGUGUCUUUGGUCUCCAAAAAUGGACCUUCUUUUGACUUCAAAUACACAUGGCCACGUGUUGUUGCAGCGUCACAGAUCCCUUCAGCGGGUGUGGCAGUUGUUGCCCCAUGCAGAACACACCACUGUUACUGGGCUGGCCUGGAGACCUGACAGCAACCUCAUAGCAGUUGGCUACCACACAGGCCUUGUAAUGCUAGUCACCCUUGAGAGCGGCACUGAGGUGCACAGCUUCGAGGUGGGCGAGGGAGUCACGAGUCUCUCAUGGCAUCAGUAUUCUCAACCUGUUGCUGCCCUUGAAAAAGAUAUGUGGUCGGAGUACAUGACGCCUUUGCCAGCAUCUGACAAAUGGUUCACUGAGAGUCACUGUGAGGGCAACAGCGAUGAUCCAACGUGUUGGCAGAAUAAUCAUAUCAUUAGGAAUCAAGACUGCCUCACUCUACUGGUGGUCGGUACUGCAAACUCCAAGGUGUUGCUCUAUGCCUUUGGAUUUGUUCAUUGUGCUACUGUGGAGUUGUCAAAUACCGUACCCAGAGCCGGCGCCGUUAUUGAAGCUCAGUGCUCUGAUGGUAUGAAUCUCCUCAGCAUUAUUGUUGAGAGACCGUCGAUUGAAGGUGAGGUGUCUGAAAACCCGGCCGAUUAUACCACUGAAGGCGUUCACGUCACUUGUGACAUUGCUGUGAUCUCUGAACACCACAAGGAGUUGUAUUUAUUAGCAAGAAAACAUGCUGAAAUUCAGUCCCUCAUCAACUACGCUACAGAUGCCAUUAACAGGCUGAGAGAAGCAUGGGAAGGUAUCCUACUGGAGAUGGACACCAAGCUUGAUGCUUACUCGGGAACGAAAGAAGAAGGAGAAGUUUCUGCCGAUUUCCUUGAUUUGCUAGUUUUUGGAUACUCUUCCCCUGAGUUCCACAUGUUUCUCAGCAAUAAAUUAAGUGAGAAGGGAUUGAAAAAGCUUCGUCAGACUGUUGAAUUGGGUUAUACUAAUAUGCACAAGUUGGUUGUAAAGCAAUUGGAAGCCGUUGGUCAAGGCCUAGUGUUUGUCAUCAGUCAGAUGCUCGGGAUGGCCAGACGGACUGACAGAUACGGGCAAUUGGGUGUAGAAGAGUCAGUUGUUUGCCAAUCUCUUAAAGAGGCCGGGGCUUUUCUUCUGAAGACUGGUGAACUGCAGCAGGUAAUCGGCACUUCAGUGAGAGAUUUUCUGGCAUUCAUCAAAUGGUUGGCGGCUGUUCAUUUGCGCAUCAACGGAUUGCAAGUUACCCAAGAACUAGCGAAGACAACACAACAAGAAACGAGCCACAUUAUGGGGUUUCUUCACGAUACUCUUGAAGAAGUGGUCGUUGAUAAAUAUGGCAACCGGCAUCGAAAAUUCAGGCUAGAAGGUGUUGGUCAAUAUCUCAGUGAAGAAGAAUUGAAAACUCCUGUCAACGCCAGCAAUAAUCCGUGGCUGCUGUUUUUGCAAGAGCACCCUGAAAUGCAAGAUCUUCCACUCAUUUUGCCUCCGCGACGGAAUGAAUCGCUGAUCCAAAAUUACAACAGUCUUUCACUAGAGCUCACAAGAAUGGCAGAGCGUUCUGUACACGUAAUUAGCCAGAACAUCCGAGUUUCUUGUGGAGUUCCUCUGGUAAAAUCUACCUCGGAAACAGGUUUAAUUGUGUCUCAAUGCUGUUGUUCGAAUGAUAAAAUGAAUGCUAUUAUCGUUCCAAAAUCGUUUCCAUAUAUGUUCUUUUUUUACGAGUGGAGCACUGACCUAAAUGACGUGUACCUCUCCUGCACUGAUGCUUCAGUAGAGUCGAUUCAGGCGAUCGGUGCGUUCUACUUUAGCCGCAGCCACGCACUUGAUCUACAAGCGUUUUCUUCUCCAAAUGUCUCGAUUGUUUCUGAGGAAGGUAAAAAGCAACCUGCUGCAAGGAUUAUUGGUGCUCAAUUCUAUUCGCAAGACAUUCUUUCCGUUCUUACUCAGGACUUUGGUAACGUUAUGCGAUGUCUAUUUGUACAGGUCCCUGUGGGAGUCUUGCGCAGCAAGGCCAGCCUUAACCUAUAUACAUCUUACAACUCUAACGUUUCUGAUGACAUCUCAGUGCCGGCGUGUGUUCGCGUUGCACAAGAAGCUUACGAACGAGACUCUUCGUCGCUUAAACAAAACUCUGAAGCGCCUCUGGACUUGUCUGCACGCUUAUCGCCGAAGGCCGUGAGGACCAAAGAACAACUGAUGUGUAGCACAAGCUCUGCCGACACGUCUGCGGUACUCGACAGCUCUUUUGUUGGCAAGAUCAGCGCCGUAGAUUUGUCAGAAGCAAUAGAAACAUCUGACGUGUGUCGGCUUGACGUGGCUGGAGGCCUCUUAGCUGUGUCCGGCAAGAGGAAAGUUGCUGCCGUUGUUGCAUCUCACAGAAGGACUAUAGUGCUCUACGAGACUGAAGUAGACGAUGAUGAAGAUGAUGACGAAGAGGGAGAAGUUGAAGAUGAAGAAAGAAUACAAGAGGAAAAGAAAGAGUGAACAUUGUGUGACCGGAGUGAAUUUCACUGCACUGGCCCAUAGAAGUAACAAAAUUCGCUAAGUACGACAUUAGUAACGUGUGCGUUGACCCAUUUUUAAUUGUCCAGAGGUGACUAUUGGAAUAGAAAUGACAACGAGGUCUGACGUAUCUAAGAUUUAAUUCGAGUAUGUAACCAAGGCACUUAUAAAAUCAUUGAAUGGCGAACGAGAUAUCAGGCUUCAUGCUACAAAUAAUUCAUUCCAUUGAUAUUCUUAACAAUUAACAACAUUCCUUAAAAAUUUGAUUCCAAAUAACAUCUGUCUCCAUUCACAAGUACUUAAAUAUAGGUACAAACAGCAAGUGUUUCAAACAUUUCUAUUCUUUGAAUCGGGAACAUUAUUUUAAUAUUUAAACAGAAUAGUAAAUAAAACCGGUUCCACGCCAGA
Hyalella azteca is the source of this 3085-nucleotide messenger RNA. RefSeq names its product anaphase-promoting complex subunit 4-like (gene APC4). The record is from RefSeq and is a predicted model, not a curated record. Gene Ontology annotation, biological process: anaphase-promoting complex-dependent catabolic process; positive regulation of mitotic metaphase/anaphase transition; protein K11-linked ubiquitination. Gene Ontology annotation, cellular component: anaphase-promoting complex; nuclear periphery. Bases 89 to 2659 code for a protein of 856 amino acids. Gene Ontology annotation, molecular function: protein binding. Lineage: Eukaryota; Metazoa; Arthropoda; Malacostraca; Amphipoda; Hyalellidae. The transcript has 4 exons.